UAUUCCCUCCCUUCCUCUCCUCCUGAACCAAACACUGUUACCAUUUUAAUAUUCUCAGGGGCUGUUGGCGUGUAAGAAAUUUGAGGUUGUUCAGACAUGGCAGAGGAUCGGCGUCUCAUACUGCGGAACUUCCUUUCACCGGACGUCUGCAAGGAAUUAGAGUUCAUACAUAAAAGUUGUUGCACUGUCGGGUACAGACCCAACGUCUUCUCCACCACUCUCCCUCUUCUUAUUGCCACAAACUCUGCCCAUCUCAUCGUGCCCCUCGUUCCCAUCCGAGAGCGGUUGAAAGAGAAGGUGGAGGAAUAUUUUGGAUGCGAAUACGAGUUGUUCGUGGAAUUUACGGGACUCAUUAGCUGGUGCAAGGGAGCUAGCAUUGGAUGGCACAGUGAUGAUAACAGGGAUUAUCUCAAACAAAGGGACUUUGCGGUGGUUUGCUAUUUAAAUAGUCAUGGAGUGGAUUUUAAUGGAGGCUUGUUUCACUUCCAGGAUGGGGAACCCUCCACUGUGGUACCCAUGGCUGGUGAUGCCAUAAUGUACACAGCAGAUAACAAAAAUAUUCAUUCUGUUAGUGAGAUCAGUGAAGGAGAGCGAAUUACACUCAGUUUGUGGUUCAGUCGUGAUUCAGCUCAUGAUGAGGAUGCCAAAAUUUUGUCAUCACUCUGCGACCAUUCACUAAACAGUUCUAUAAGCAUGUCUCCUUCAUACUUCCCCAUGCUUGCACCGCAUAAUAUGUAUUGGUUUCCUCCUGAAGAAGCUUCAAAAUUCCAGUCUGGAAUUGAUAUAUGCUCUGCAAGAUUACAUGUUCUUGGAUUCGACAUUUAUUCCUCCAAUGAAGAACCCUGUUCGACUAUGGAUGCCUCCAAUGACCUGAAAUUGUUGAACGAACCAUUACAUCUGGCACGUGGUGAUAAGCUGCUUUCUUUAGAAUUUGUCAACAUUCUGCAUGCUCUUCAGGUGGUGCAAUUUUAUUACUGGAAGGCACCUGAGCUCAAGAAGUUGUAUGCAGAUGCAGCUUCCCCAGAGCCCAACGAGUCAUCUGUUAAGGUCACACAGCUAUCUGAAGUACAACGGGGAAAAAUCAAUUCGCUGAAAGGCAUGAUUUUAAAGGAUUGCAAUUUAGCAGAGAAUCUUCUUGCGAAAGCCAGCAAAGGCUUGCAGAUAUCAUUCGACUGUCGCAGUUUUUCUGCUGCAGUUGCCAAGUGGGAAGCUUAUACCUAUACGUUGCUGAAAGAAAUUGUUACAAACUUGCCACAGUGGAGAAGGCAUGGAUCCAUUUUCUCAAUGGUCAGCACCGACUAGAAAUCUGUUUCUUGUUUACAGUCUGUGGCUGUGAUCGGUUUCCUCACAAGGAAGUCAAAAGUUUUCAACUGAAGGAGAUGGGAAGCUGCAAAGGUGCUCGUUCGAAUAUUCCCUUUUUCUACUUCGAAGUUUAAGGUAUAUGUUUGUCCUAGAUAGUUGGAUAUGAUUCUGAUGAAGUUCAAAAUCAGACGGAUGGGCUUAACACAAACACGAACACCGGCGGAUAAUAUAAGUAAAUGGGUUGGGUUAAAGAACAGUAACUGAGUUUGUUCCUUUAGUGUUUUAGGUUUUUGGGAAUUUUGUUUAUUAAUUACUCGAAAUUGUGAUGUUUGGUGAAGUAGUUUUUGUUAGUGUUUUAGGUAAAAUAUUAUGUGAGGUGAUGUUUUAUGUGUAAAAAGUUAUUAUAUUCUAUUGAAAAAUUAAUGAACAUUAAAAGAACAAAUUCU
Molecule: messenger RNA, 1748 nt
Organism: Andrographis paniculata
Lineage: Eukaryota; Viridiplantae; Streptophyta; Magnoliopsida; Lamiales; Acanthaceae
Exons: 8
Coding region: 97-1302 (401 amino acids)
Biological process (GO): collagen metabolic process
Molecular function (GO): iron ion binding; oxidoreductase activity, acting on paired donors, with incorporation or reduction of molecular oxygen; L-ascorbic acid binding
Source: RefSeq, a predicted model, not a curated record